AUGGCUGAGCUCAUGAGGAGGCCCCGCCUGAUUGGGAAGCUACAAGACGAGGUAAGGAGUAUUGUACCCCAGGGACAGGAAAUUGUCAGUGAAGCCGACAUGAACAAUAUGACAUACCUAAGAGCAGUCAUAAAGGAGUCACUCCGACUUCAUCCUGUUGCACCUUUACUUGCUCCACACCUUGCCAUGGCUGACUGCAGUAUUGAUGGGUACAUGAUUCCUGCUGGAACACAUGUCUUCGUCAAUGUAUGGGCCAUUGGUAGAGACUCUAGCUCUUGGGAGGACAGUGAAGAAUUCAUACCUGAAAGAUUUACAGAGGAAGGCAGUGAUGUGCAUGUCAACUUUGUAGGGAGUAAUUUUAAACUCUUGCCGUUCGGGGCAGGACGCAGGAUAUGCCCUGGUAUAAACUUCGGAAUCACGACUGUUGAGCUUAUGUUGGCAAACUUGAUGUACCAUUUCGACUGGGAACUGCCAAUAGGGUUUAAGAGGAAAGACAUUGAUAUGACAGAGGUGUUUGGACUAACUGUGCGCCUGAAGGAGAAAUUACUGUUAGUUCCAAAAUCACGCAUGUAA
This is a messenger RNA of Triticum turgidum subsp. durum (durum wheat), 573 nucleotides long. The record is from the annotation of a GenBank genome assembly. Lineage: Eukaryota; Viridiplantae; Streptophyta; Magnoliopsida; Poales; Poaceae.